Zootermopsis nevadensis is the source of this 936-nucleotide messenger RNA. Its product is annotated as U-scoloptoxin(11)-Sm5a. Gene Ontology annotation, cellular component: extracellular region. NCBI's taxonomy places the organism in Eukaryota, Metazoa, Arthropoda, Insecta, Blattodea, Termopsidae. Gene Ontology annotation, biological process: digestion; lipid catabolic process. Gene Ontology annotation, molecular function: enzyme activator activity. The record is from RefSeq and is a predicted model, not a curated record.
CCUAGCAUAAGCAUGUGGAUACAAGCUGCAGUUCUAUCAUGGCUAUUUCUACUAACAGCUGUGCUGCAACCAUCACAGCAGAUCUUCAGUAUGAACAGGAAGUCAGAUCUGGUGGACAUUGUCUACCCUCCUCAGGCUCAUAGUGAAAGAGGAUUAGCAGUGUGCAAAUCUAACGCUGUAUGCAGUGUUCUGUAUCGGCGCUUCUGGUUCCGUAUGCGAAUAGAGAGAGUGUGUCGCUGCCCCCACAGAUCUGAGUGUCCUAUGGAAUGGAGCAGCAAACGGGAUAAUUACACAAUGACCCUCAACAACCGUUCACAACUCAAAUUUUGCCAAGCAGUAUCAGAAUUACCACAGUGUUCAGCAAAAAGUUACGCCAUAACAGUGAUGACACAAACUGCAACACCGUCACUCUCAAAAGAAACAAUACAUACAUCCAUUCUGGCUGCAUGCAACUGUCCACCUAAUCACUACUGGAAGUUCCAUCAGCACUCUGGCAAUAAAUUUGAGAAUGGUACUACCUACAAACGCACCACAUACAAAUGCAUGAAGCUACAUAAAUGCAAUGUGAAGGAGUUCUGUGGCAACAUGCGUGCUGACUAUUACUUUACAUACUAUCAGUGUUCCUGUCCUCAUGGUCUCUUGUGUCUACAGAAAAAUCAUGAGACAUACAAUGUUUCAGAAUUUCUGUAUACAGGUUCAGCAUACAGGGCAAUUUGUUCUCCCAACUGAAGCAGACCUGGGCAUUUUCUAUGGUCAAUCUGCUACAAGACUUUUAAGAAAUGUAUUGUAUAGAUCCAUACUGUGAAUCAAAACAGAUUGCUUUCAUAAUGUUAUGGCUUAAACAUAUGACAGAAUUAAAACUGAACCUACAAACUGAUGAUUUUCACACUAUACCUUAAACUGUAAUGAAAAAAUAAAUACAAUUAUACAACUUUA